AUGCGGUCGACAGAUGUUGCCUUUAUUUUACACUUAUUUAUGUUAUUUGUUAAUGCUGCAAGAGACUAUUACGAGGUAUUAGGAGUUAAACGUGACGCGUCAACUGCACAAAUUAAGAAAGCAUUCCGGAAUUUGGCACUCAAGUACCAUCCGGAUAGAAAUAGUGAUCCAAAUGCACAUGAGAAAUUCCGAGAAAUUGCAGCAGCAUACGAAAUACUUGCUGAUGAGCAAAAACGGCGAAAUUAUGAUGCUGGCGGUUGGUCGUAUGAUCAGCAGCAGCAGCAUGCGCAGAAUUUCGACUUCGAUACGUUCAUGCAUAAUUUCCAAGAAAGUAUGAAUAUUCACCGAAAAACUCAUGAAGACGCGCAUUUCAAAUCCCAUUUUGAUGCGCACUGGCAUGGUCACAGCUUAUUUGAUGAUCUUUGGGAAGGCUUCGAUAUGUUUCCAUCUUUUAGUGGUUUUGGAAGUACUGGGGAUCUCGGUGGAAUUGAUGGGUUACAUUUUGGAGAUUUCCAAAAUCCAGCUUCAAUGUACAUGAAAGAAACAAGCCAAGGAGGACAGAAAUGUAAAACGGUGACAAAAAAAACGGGCAAUGUUAUGACCACACAGACAAUAUGUACUAGUGGUUAG
Brugia malayi is the source of this 630-nucleotide messenger RNA. RefSeq names its product DnaJ protein, putative. The record is from RefSeq and is a predicted model, not a curated record. The transcript has 4 exons. Gene Ontology annotation, molecular function: misfolded protein binding; protein-folding chaperone binding. The coding region runs from base 1 to 630 and encodes 209 amino acids. Lineage: Eukaryota; Metazoa; Nematoda; Chromadorea; Rhabditida; Onchocercidae. Gene Ontology annotation, cellular component: endoplasmic reticulum.